GGUAUUGUUAGGUCAUAUAGUGACAUUUUAACCUACGUGCAAUGUUUAUUGUUGAUUUUCCGUUUUUUGUUAUUAAAUUUUAUUGUUGUUUAAGUUUAAAUAUAAUAGAGAAGGUAUGUCUGUAAAUAUGCCUAUACUUAUUAAACGUGAACCGACAGAGGUGGAAGUAGAGGGUGAUUAUGGAGUACACCCCUUUCAUACACAAGAAGUGCGCAUAAAGGAAGAGUAUAAUUGUGGUGUACUGCAAUUAGAUGACACUACCAUAUCGUCAAGCACAACUCAAAACGAUCACCCUAGUCCUGGAGACGAAUGGACAAUAAACCUGAUACCAGAGAUAACUGGGUUUCAUGCUCCAACAAAUAUAUUACCUUUGCACACUUUUAAAAACGAUCAUUCUGCUUUUAAAGAUGAAAGUCCAGGUCCAGAAGAAUUUAAGUGUCACCAAUGCAACUUCACUACAAAAGUGAAAGACUCUCUCACCAUACACAUACAAGGACGUCAUAAGUACAAUACUAAAGUACGAAAGGGUCGACAAAGUGCGAGGGAAUUUCCUUGUGACCAGUGCAACUUCGCAGCGAAGAAGGAGGGAUACUUAAUUAAACAUGUUAGGGAGCGUCACGGAAUGCAAAAGUUUAAUUGUGAAAACUGCAAUUUCGCCACAAACUGGGUGGUAAACUUAAUCGCGCAUGUAAAGAUGCGCCACGGUUUUGAUGAGCCCAUUCGACGGCAAUCUCCAAUUAUGCCACCACCUGUGAAAAAGAAACGUUGUCGUGUGAGGAAGAAAACAAAGUGCAAAGCAAACACUACUGAAAAUAUAGGGCCGUUUAUAGGACAAUUCAAAUGUGAGCAGUGUAGCUUCAGCUGUCGUUGGAAGAUAAAUUUAAAUGUACAUGUUAAAAUGUGUCAUAGUUAGUGAUUGAAAUGGUUGCCUCCGCUGGACUUUUUGUAAACAAAUUUCACCUCUGUUAUUGUGGUUAUAGUAGGUAACAAUAAUCAUCUGGCAAUUUAUGAUACAAGAACACACUUUGGUUAUAGGCUGUAACUGUAGCUCUUAUAGCAUUAUUAUCAUCUAACUUAUUAUGUUUUGUAUAUAAAAUCCAUUCUAUUUUUCUAAUAAAACAAAUGCAAAAUUGAUUAAGCCUACAGAAGUUAGACCUGGAACCUACGGAAGUACAUACCUAUUGAUAUUGUAUUAAUUCUUAGGAAUAGAUCAAUUUUGAUAUCAUUCUAAGAAUUUUGAAUUUGAUAGAAAGACAGGUCUGUGUAAUUAAGUCUUCAAUGAUAGUUAUUAGUUCUACUUUCAAAAAAAGUUAAAAAAUGUCCUCCUUUCUUUCUCACUUAAUGGAUACCAAGUUUAUUAAGAAAUUGUUGCACUGAAGAGAACACUUAUAAUGAUUAAUAUA
Photinus pyralis (common eastern firefly) is the source of this 1403-nucleotide messenger RNA. RefSeq names its product zinc finger protein 208-like. The coding region runs from base 116 to 913 and encodes 265 amino acids. Gene Ontology annotation, biological process: regulation of transcription by RNA polymerase II. The transcript is spliced from 2 exons. Gene Ontology annotation, molecular function: RNA polymerase II transcription regulatory region sequence-specific DNA binding; DNA-binding transcription factor activity, RNA polymerase II-specific. Gene Ontology annotation, cellular component: nucleus. NCBI's taxonomy places the organism in Eukaryota, Metazoa, Arthropoda, Insecta, Coleoptera, Lampyridae. The record is from RefSeq and is a predicted model, not a curated record.